CUUUACUAAUCCCAAAGGGAAAUGAAAUAUCCAAGAAUUGUGGGUAAAUUCUGACAGCUGUGAGCAGGAAGGAUCUCCUGUAGCAGUCUGCACUACAGCGGCCCUGAAUAAGCCUCUGAAUUUGACUGAAGUAUUCAUACCCUUUGAAUUUUGUUUUUCACAUUAGAACUAUAAACUUCACUCGUUUUUAUUUUUGUUUUUCCUUCCAACUUCUUCACUUAAAAAUAAAAAAGCGGGAACACGGGGAAGUUGAGGAAGAAGGUCAAAAUUAACCGUGGAGUGCUGGCCCAGAGGGGCUCGAAUGCACAACACAUGUCUCAGAUAUUUACUGUAGGCAGUUUGAUCGAGUUGGGAUUUUAAAAAAUUUUAUUCCAUAACAAUAUCGAUUUUGCUGCUACAGCACAACAAAAAUGAAAAAUGGUUGAAGAAAAACGUAAUACUUUUGCGAAUCCUUGUACCAAGUAAAGAGCAUCCUGUUCGUGACCCGCUAUUUUUACUGCAAAAACAAAACCAAAAAACCAUGAAUAAAUAAAUGAAAGAUGUUGUGUAAUCAUUUGAACAGCUCUGCGGGUUGCCAGUGAUGCCUGAUGUUGCUUAAUCCCACUUUGCAGCCUCCCUGUAGUGCAACAAAGCAGAAGAUCCUUAUAUAAGGCCCAGUGUGCAGCUUUCUCUCGACGAGGCGUGUUGGAGGAGCUCCUCGAUUUCUGAGCAAAAGAAUGGCUGUCGGAACGCUGACUCUGUGGCUCUUCCUGGUGGGGACGGUGCUGUCGCUGGGCAGGGGUCAGCACUGGUCAUUCGGACUGAGCCCGGGCGGAAAGAGGGAACUGGAUGGCUUCCCAAACACGCUGGACAGCAUUUUUGAAGGCUUCGCUCACAUGGCUGCUCCUUGCAGCGUUCUGGGCCGUGGAGAGGAGUCACUGCCCGCCAAAAUCUACAGAAUGAAAGGACUUCUCGGGAGCGUGUCUGAGAGGGACCACGGACACCAACCAUUCGAAAAAUGAUGUCUGGUGUGUUUCUAUGUGUUUGAUUCAAACGUCAUUAAUUGCUGCGGAGCAUGGCAUCAGGUUCACAGCUCAUGAAUAAAAGUUGCUCAGUC
Poeciliopsis prolifica (blackstripe livebearer) is the source of this 1096-nucleotide messenger RNA. Its product is annotated as progonadoliberin-1-like. The transcript is spliced from 4 exons. Gene Ontology annotation, molecular function: hormone activity. NCBI's taxonomy places the organism in Eukaryota, Metazoa, Chordata, Actinopteri, Cyprinodontiformes, Poeciliidae. The coding region runs from base 717 to 1001 and encodes 94 amino acids. Gene Ontology annotation, cellular component: extracellular region. The record is from RefSeq and is a predicted model, not a curated record. Gene Ontology annotation, biological process: multicellular organism development.